Cyclocybe aegerita is the source of this 1962-nucleotide messenger RNA. The record is from the annotation of a GenBank genome assembly. Lineage: Eukaryota; Fungi; Basidiomycota; Agaricomycetes; Agaricales; Hemipholiotaceae.
AUGUUCUCGUCCAAUCCGAUUUCCAUUCCUUUCGGUAUCAUCAUCGGACUGCUUGCCUCUUGCGUUCAAUCCCUUGGUUUAACCAUCCAGCGAAAGAGCCAUGUCUUGAACCAGUCGCUUCCGGAGCAUCGUCAGCGUGACGAACAUCGAAGACCGUUAUGGCUGCUUGGUUUUGUCAUAUUCAUUUCAUCGAACGUUCUUGGUUCACUGGUCCAAAUCGCAUCCCUUCCUGUCGUCAUUCUCGCCCCAUUGGGUGCAGUAUCCCUCCUUUGGAAUGCCUUCUUCGCACGACUUCUGCUCGGAGACGUCUUCUCACCCUGGAUGGUGCUCGGCACUAUUCUCAUCGCUGGCGGAGCUAUCCUCAUAGCGUUCUUUGGCAUCGUUCCCGAACAAACGCGCUCUUUAGAAGAUCUGCUUGAACUCUUUAGACGCCCGACAUUCAUUGCAUACUUCUCAGCCCUAGGGUUUGUCGUCUUGGUCUGUCUGAUGAUCACACAUAUCGUGGAAUUCUCCCUUUCUCGACGGAUGGCAAAAUCCUCAUCCUCAUCCCUAUCUCCAUCAUCCUUAAGUGUCGAUCUUCCUGAUUACACGACAGACCUUGCAACUGGGAUUACGGACACCAUCAACCACUCAACCAUCGCAACUGAACGGACACCUCUCCUGGAUCGCAAGUCAGGGUCUUCAACACCUCUCUCAAUUUCUGCCAUCAACGACAUAAUCCCCGAUCCCAAGCUCACAUCUAUUAAUCGAAAACGUUUGUUACUGGCUGUUUCAUAUGCCUCGUUCUCUGGUAUCAUUUCCGGCAUGUGCCUAAUCUUUGCAAAGAGUGGUGUGGAGCUCCUCGUCCUUACUUUAGGUGGCAAGAACCAAUUCUGGCGUUGGGAGGCAUGGGUUCUCGUCGCUGGAUUGGCCGUUUUCGCACUGCUGCAACUCUGGUAUCUCCACAAGGCACUCAUUCUCGCAGACCCUACAUUAGUCUGCCCAUCUGCUUUCUGUUUCUAUAAUCUAUCAUCCAUCGUCAACGGGCUUGUAUACUUCAACCAAAUAUCCCUCAUUUCCCGGCUGCAUCUUGGUUUGGUAAUCCUCGGAAUUGCCAUUCUUCUCGGGGGAGUAUGGGUUGUGAGCAUUCAGUCUGGGGGUGGUGGUGUUGACGUGGGAGCAUGGAACGAAGAACACCUUGACUUCCCAGAUGAAAACGCUGUGCUUUGUCCUGAACCAGAUGACGAGAACGAAGAAGAUGCAAGAAUUGGAGAGACUGUCCCUCUCACUCAGCAACCUCAAGCUCAACCGAUAUCUCGACUCGGACCCGUAGCCAUGGAUAGAGAAACGCGCUCAGAGUCAAGUCUCCCGAAUAUACCUACUUCCCCAACAGGCUUAGGCCCCGAUCUUGGACCUGAGGGAUUGGUCCAUCGACACAAUCAAGACUCGAUGCUUCGGUCUGGCAAGCGGCGGCGCGCUGAAACGCAGCUGUACCCUACCCAUCGAUCACCCUCUCAUCGUUCGCGAAAGCGACCGGCAGCCGAUGCUCGUGUAUCCUCGUCGUCCACAGCACACCAGGGCCACUCCCGCACGGCGUCCCAUCAUCAUGCGCCGCUGUCGCCACCUCUUGGGACUGGGUUCCAAAUCGGCCUCUCACCUGUCAGCCCUGGGUUCACGAUUAUGCCGCUUGAAAGGAGGAGGCCGAGUGGGAUUGGGAUCGGUGGGCCUUCUAUGACUGACGUCGCAAAUGAGGUUGUGGGUGAUGGUGUGCGGGCGCGAAGGCGAACUGUGAGCGAAGGUGAGGUCGGCCGCAUGUCAGGGGUAGCUAGGGAAAGCUCGGAUGUCGAAUCUGGCCACGGGGAAGCGGAGCAGAGCGAAGAAUCUGCUGCAGCGCGCACCCUGCAUGAUGAAGUGGGAAGUCGGCCGGAGAGAAGGGAUCGCUGGCGAUGGCUUCGGAAUGUAUUUGCGGACAAGCGUCGAUGA